UUAGAGCCCAGUCUGUUCCCCAGGGACACCAUGAGAUUAGGUGUGUGUGUGGGCGUGCCCGUGUGUGUGUGUGUGUGUGUGCCUGUGUGUGUGUGUGUGUGUGUGUGUGUACUGUAGCCUAUGUGAACAUGCUGUGUGGGAGGAGUCUGUACUUGGCUGUUCCCUGACCUUGGACGAGAAAAGCGUCUGGAUGUGAGAGAGCGAGAAAGACAGACUUGGAGAGUUUGGUAUCAACAUUAAUGCACAGCACACUAUAAGGAAGGGAGCGGUACAGGCUGAGACAAUGGAGGCUGCGGUAUAGGCUACUGCAGUGCAUGUUUGUGGGUUGUUGUUUCUGUGGCUGAAGAUAGGUUUUACAUUCGAAUUCUGAGAGACACCUGGCAACCCAUAGCUGAGCUGGAGAGUGAUAAUGUCUGUACAGGCCAGACAACAACACAGCAUACAGCAGCCAAUGAAAGAGCCCGGAACAGGAAGCUGAGAUGGAGUUCCCAGAGUUCCCAGGGUGCCCUGCUGCUGCCGGCGUUGCCGUGGGCGACGAGGCGGAGAAGGAGGGCCAUGCCCAGGUUCUAUUUGAUGAGUUUGUCCAGGCGUCUACUUGCAGAACGACACUCCGUGCCUUCAACCUGCUGUGUGAGCACCUUCAGCUCACACACACACACACACAGCCACAGACAUACUCCCCGACGCAGCCGCAGAGGCCUUUCUACCACAGCCUCAAAGAACGCCUCAGCUACUGGAAGGCAAACGCACUGUGGGCCAAACUGGACAAACGGGCGGCCCACCACGAAUACGGGAAGGGCCGUGUCUGUGCCAACACCACGUGUGUGAUCAUCGGGGCGGGGCCGUGUGGUCUGCGUACAGCAGUAGAGCUGGGGUUCCUGGGGGCCAGAGUGGUCCUGCUGGAGAAGAGAGAUGCCUUCUCCAGGAACAACGUCCUUCACCUCUGGCCUUUCACCAUCCACGACCUCAGGGGCCUCGGGGCCAAGAAGUUCUACGGCAAGUUCUGUGCUGGAGCCAUUGACCACAUCAGUAUACGGCAGUUACAGUUGGUGUUAUUAAAGGUGGCUCUGUUGCUGGGGGUGGAAGUCCAUGUCAACGUAGAGUUCAAGGGACUGGUGGAGCCACCAGUGGACCAGGAGCAACAGAAGGUAGGCUGGAGGGUGGAGGUGAAACCCAAGUCUCACCCUAUUAACCAACUGCAGUGUGACGUGGUGAUCGGAGCUGAUGGACGACGGAACACACUGCCAGGGUUCAGGCGUAAGGAGUUCCGUGGCAAGCUGGCCAUUGCCAUCACAGCUAACUUCAUGAACCGUAACACCACAGCUGAGGCCAAGGUGGAGGAGAUCAGCGGAGUGGCCUUCAUCUUCAACCAGAGGUUCUUUCAGGAGCUACGGGACACCACAGGAGUGGACCUGGAGAAUAUAGUGUACUACAAGGACGACACACACUACUUUGUGAUGACGGCUAAGAAGCAGAGUCUGCUGGAGAAAGGAGUCAUUCUGCGGGACUAUGCAGACACAGAAACACUUCUCUCACGGGGAAACGUGGACCAGAAUGCGCUGCUGGCCUACGCCCGCGAGGCGGCGGACUUCUCCACCAAUCACCAGCUGCCGUCCCUGGACUUUGCCAUGAACCACUACGGGCAGCCUGAUGUUGCCUUGUUUGACUUCACCUGUAUGUACGCGUCGGAGAACGCUGCACUGGUCAGACAGAGACAUGGACACCAUCUACUGGUCACGCUGGUGGGAGACAGCCUUCUGGAGCCGUUCUGGCCCAUGGGGACAGGUAUAGCACGGGGGUUCCUGGCAGCAUUGGAUUCUGCCUGGAUGGUACGGAGCUGGGCUCAAGGCCUCGCCCCCCUGGACAUACUUGCUGAAAGAGAGAGUCUGUAUCGUCUCCUUCCUCAGGCCUCUCCAGAAAAUGUCAACAAGAACUUUGGUCAAUACACUGUAGACCCAGCUACCCGCUACCCUAACAUCAACCACCAACUCAUCACCCCCGCACAGGUGGGGCAUCUAAUAUACACAGAAGAGAGUGGAGGUUCGGGUGCGGACCAGGAACCACGACCCCGAUCCCCCUUGCCGAAGCUACUACGACAGGAGUCCUUCUCUCGCUCCAGUAAGCUUUUGUCAUGGUGCCAGCAGCAGACACAGGGUUACCGUGGCGUUGCGGUUAGCGACCUCACUACUUCCUGGAAGAAUGGCCUAGCUUUGUGUGCCCUCAUCCACCACUACCGACCUGACCUCAUCGACUUUGACUCUCUAAAGGAGGAUGAGGGGGAGGAGAAUAUGAGGUUGGGGUUGGAGGUGGCAGAGAAGGAGUUUGGCAUCUCUCCUGUGAUGACUGUCGAGGAGAUGUCGUCUGUCAGUGAAACGGACACUCUCUGUAUGGUCAUGUACCUCAGCCAGUUUCACCAGCUCUUCAAGGACGCACUGCCCCCAAGCGAAUCCCAGACCGAGAGCCUAGAUGGGAGGGCUGCUGUGAUUGGUCCUGCCUCUCUCCUCAGCCGCCUGGGCCACAGCCCAUCCCGCAAGCGCAACCCCAAGGAGCAGAAGGAGAAGGAUGCGGUGGGGAAGAGGAGGAAGACCAGUCGGCCAUGUCUGGAGGAUGUGAGACAAGAUCUCAGAUUAGUGGACAGUUAUGAGGAAGAGGCUGCCUUGUGCUCUGUGGGUGGAGCAAGCCAGAGCAGAGUGCGCUCGAUGGCCAAUCAGCUGCUGGCCAAGUUUGAGGAGAAUGCCCCUUGCCCCUCCUCCACGCCAGCUGCAGCUCUCCGCAGACAGGGGGACUCCAUGCCCAUGCUUCCACCUCCUCCAGCAUCCCCUGACCCCCAGGAACCAGCCUUUGUGGCCUCCGCUGCCACCUGGAAACAGAAGAAGCGCACGCAGCAGCAGGAGCAGAUGAGUUUCAAGUACAAGGAAAAGGUCAAAUGUCACACUCUGCCCAGCAGGGGAGAGCAGAAAUACGUUCAGAUGUACACAGGGGGAGUAAGCUCAUUGGCUGAACAGAUAUCCAAUCAGCUUCAAAGUCAGGAGUCACCGUCACCCCAGCACACUCCUGAUAGGAAGGAAUCAGCUGGCGUUCACUCUGUGUUGGCGGGGCCAGGGCCAGGAGGGGCCAGUGACGUGUGUUUCUUCUGCAGUAGGCGUGUGUACGUGAUGGAGAGACUCAGUGCUGAGGGACUGUUCUUCCACCGGAGCUGCUUCCAGUGUGACCACUGCAGCUCCACCCUUCGCCUGGCCUCUUACGCCUACGACCGACCUAACGGGAAGUUCUACUGUAAGCCGCACUAUGACCUCCGUCUGGUUGGGCCGGUCCAGAGGAAGAGACCAGCUCCUCCUACCUCCGACCAGCAUCCAACCCCCUACGAACGGACCCCCUCUCAGCAGACCCUCCUGGAGUCCCCAGCUGCUCUGUCCACUAACCCUCACUCCUCAGUAACUGUGGUGACAGCAGAUCGCAGGUCCUCAGUGGCAUCUCUGAUUGAGAGGGAGUGUGGCUUGGCUAAGCGCAUGCGCGGCACGCCAGAACGUAUAGAGCUGGAGAACUACUGUGGGAGCCUGGGGAGCCUGGAGACUGAGCAGCUAACAGAUGAGCCGGAGGAGGUGCCAGAGGAGACGCUGGCCAAUUACAACCUCAGUCUGCUGGUGACAGAGGUGAAGAAGGCCAAUCACAAGCGCAUCUCGUUGCGGGACAACGAGGGCUCCAGUUCAGAAUCAGAGACGGAGGAGGAGGGGGAGAGGCAGCGAGCUCUAACCAAUGACCUGGCUAGAGACUCAUGGAGGAAGGCCAUGGAACUACACGCACGCCUCCGAGGAGAGAGAGGAGAUGAUGAAGAAGAGACAGAAGAAGGAGAGGAGGAAGGAGAGGUUGAUGAAGAUGAUGAUGAUGAUGAGGAGGAGUUAUCUAGUGAUGGGGAAGGAGCAUCUCCACUCACCGCUGAGGAGGUAGCCUCGUUGGACGAGUGGCAGCAGAGCACACACUCUCCAGACACAUACACACCUGACACACACAGGCAUGGCACAAACACGCCUGACACGCACUCUCCAGACACACACACGCCUGACAUACAACUGCCUGACUCGACAACACCCGACACACACGGUCCACACAGCCCCACCAGUGUACCCAAUAUCACCUUCUCCACUCCGGCCACUGCCUCAACACCCUUCACACCCACACCUUUAACGUCGCAUGCACCCACACCCACGUCCUCAGUGUCAAUUCCAGACUCCUCUGUCUUUACCUACUCCUCCCCCAACUCCUCCACAACCUCUGGCUGCUCCCCGGGUCCAGACGAGGGAGAGGAGGAUGGGGAGAAGAAAGAGAUGAAGGAGAGAAAAGAGCGAGAGGAGAGGGAGAGAGGGGGGAAGGAGAGGGAGAGGGUACGUGACUCCAGCAGUAGUUCGGGGAUCGGUGUGGGCGGGAGCUCCACCACCUCUACCUCGGACCCUCUCACCCCUCCCGGCAUCCCUCCCCCUGCCCAGCUCAAGGCAUGCUGGGAUAGCCUGCCCCACCCUUCUGUGGAGGCAGAGUCACUGCAAAGCCCCGUCUCUCGCCCUGCCCCUCGAUUUGCCCCCGCACCUAUCAUGGCGUCGGCUGUUGUGCGGGGGGUCGGGGGCAAGAAGCUGAAACCGUGGGACGUGGAUGGGGGAAGGGGAUUUGUUGCGGGGGGGUCUGUUGGGGCAGGGUCUCUUGGGGAGAAGCUGUGUAAGGGUGUAGUAAUAGACCCCUUAGAGGACAUCAACCCCCCCUUGUCCCCCCUGAAGCCCCUUAAGGCAGUGCCCAGAGACGAGAGAGAGAUCGGGAGGAAGAGGGAGAUGGAGAGGAGGAGGGAGAUAGAGAGAGCAGCCAUGGGAGUGGGCUGGGAGGACACGAAAAUCCCCCUAGGAAGGGAGCCUCUCCCAAGGAAGAGCAGAGGUGGUCUAGACCCCCGCAGACUCACAGAGAGCUUGCCCCCCCUCCUCCUCACACAACUCCAGGGGGGCUCCCUCUUCCCUUCACGUAAGUGCUGCAGGGACAACCAGCCCUCCAGCCAGAGUGUGUCUGAAGCGGGCAUAGGAGAGGGUGGACCCCUGGGCCUGUGGAGAGCUGUCAUCUCUGGCUAUAAGAGGGACAGGAAGAAGAAGGGCAGGACUUCCCUUUCCAAAAUGGCAACAGCCCCAGCCCCCAAAGAGCAGGGCAGGAGGAAACCUUCUGCGGAGAGAAGAGGUGUGAAGUUCAGGGAGCGCCAGAGCUGGUCGGAGCCGGAGGAGUCAGACAUCACCUGCUCUGUUGUGAUGGAGAGGUGCUCCAUGAACCCCAAGGCCAACCUUCGUCUGGAGCUGUUUGACCUAGCGUCAGACCUUCAGAAGGACACCAUUGAGGAGGAGGAGGAAGAGGAGAAUGAGGAAGGGGAGGUAUACUACUUUGUGGCAGUAGGAUGAAGGCUGCUAUGUACUAGUCCGGUUAGAGAGCGUUACAGCAGAGUUACUGAGAGAAGUUACGUUUCUCCCGUUGUGUAGAUGGUUACAUUUCUCCCGUUGUGUAGAUGGUUACGUUUCUCCCGUUGUGUAGAUGGUUACGUUUCUCCCGUUGUGUAGAUGGUUACAUUUCUCCCGUUGUGUAGAUGGUUACGUUUCUCCUGUUGUGUAGAUGGUUACGUUUCUCCCGUUGUGUAGAUGGUUACGUUUCUCCCGUUGUGUAGAUGGUUACGUUUCUCCCGUUGUGUAGAUGGUUACGUUUCUCCCGUUGUGUAGAUGGUUACGUUUCUCCCGUUGUGUAGAUGGUUACGUUUCUCCCGUUGUGUAGAUGGUUACGUUUCUCCCGUUGUGUAGAUGGUUACGUUUCUCCCACUGUGUAGAUGGUUACGUUUCUCCCGUUGUGUAGAUGGUUACGUUUCUCCCGUUGUGUAGAUGGUUACGUUUCUCCCGUUGUGUAGAUAGUUACGUUUCUCCCGUUGUGUAGAUGGUUACGUUUCUCCCGUUGUGUAGAUGGUUACGUUUCUCCCGUUGUGUAGAUGGUUACGUUUCUCCCGUUGUGUAGAUGGUUACGUUUCUCCCGUUGUGUAGAUGGUUACGUUUCUCCCGUUGUGUAGAUGGUUACGUUUCUCCCGUUGUGUAGAUGGUUACAUUUCUCCCACUGUGUAGAUGGUUACAUUUCUCCCGUUGUGUAGAUGGUUACAUUUCUCCCGUUGUGUAGAUGGUUACAUUUCUCCCGUUGUGUAGAUGGUUACGUUUCUCCCGUUGUGUAGAUGGUUACGUUUCUCCCACUGUGUAGAUAGUUACAUUUCUCCCGUUGUGUAGAUAGUUACAUUUCUCCCGUUGUGUAGAUAGUUACAUUUCUCCCGUUGUGUAGAUAGUUACGUUUCUCCCGUUGUGUAGAUAGUUACAUUUCUCCCGUUGUGUAGAUAGUUACAUUUCUCCCGUUGUGUAGAUAGUUACAUUUCUCCCGUUGUGUAGAUAGUUACGUUUCUCCCGUUGUGUAGAUAGUUACGGUUCUCCCGUUGUGUAGAUAGUUACAUUUCUCCCGUUGUGUACACGGGUCGUUUAUAGCUGUAAUAAAUAGUUUGUAAGUUCCGAUUUAGAGUACGUUUUCUCUGAACUAGACAUACUAUAUAUUGUGUGCCCGAUUUUGAUUGUUUUUUGGUCUUCGUCUUUCCAAGUCUGCAUAUGUGCCUCAUGCCCUGGCCUUUAAGAGGGCGUAU
Molecule: messenger RNA, 6682 nt
Organism: Oncorhynchus tshawytscha (Chinook salmon)
Lineage: Eukaryota; Metazoa; Chordata; Actinopteri; Salmoniformes; Salmonidae
Product: protein-methionine sulfoxide oxidase mical3b-like
Exons: 26
Coding region: 480-5423 (1647 amino acids)
Molecular function (GO): protein binding; FAD binding
Source: RefSeq, a predicted model, not a curated record